AUGAGGAAGCUAAAGUAUCAUGAGAAUAAGCUUUUGAGGAGGGUGAAUUUUUUGGAAUGGAAGAGAGAAGAGGGUCACAGAGAGAAUAUGGUUAUGCAGCGCUACCAUAUUACUCAACGAGACGAUUAUAAAAAGUAUGCAAGUUUAACACGGAUGAUUCAGAAGUUGGUGAGCGCAGUGAAACAGAUCGACGCCAAGGAUUCCUUUCGAGUUAACAUGACUGAUAACCUUUUGGAAAGACUUUACAACAUGGGUGUGAUUCCAACCAGGCAAAGCAUCACACUAUGUGAAGGCUUAACUGUGUCAUCCUUCUGCAGACGGAGGCUCUCAACUGUUUUGGUUAGACUAAAAUUUGCGGAACAUUUGAAAGAAGCUGUAACGUAUAUUGAGCAGGGGCAUGUUCGGGUUGGACCAAAUACAGUUACAGACCCAGCUUUCCUUGUAACUAGAAACCAGGAAGACUUUGUUACAUGGGUGGAUUCGUCUAAGAUAAAGAGAAAGGUGCUUCAGUACAAUGACAAGUUGGAUGACUAUGAUUUAAUGAAUUAG
This is a messenger RNA of Vicia faba (fava bean), 549 nucleotides long. The record is from the annotation of a GenBank genome assembly. Lineage: Eukaryota; Viridiplantae; Streptophyta; Magnoliopsida; Fabales; Fabaceae.